Molecule: messenger RNA, 3246 nt
Organism: Seminavis robusta
Lineage: Eukaryota; Bacillariophyta; Bacillariophyceae; Naviculales; Naviculaceae
Source: the annotation of a GenBank genome assembly
AUGACAGGUGGCAGUGUCCUGUUCGAGGAAUACGGGGAUUUGCCAGGGUUUGGAGAUAGUCUUGGCGCCAGCGGUUUCUUUGAUACCACGGCAGAAGACUUUUGGGAUACCACGGAUAACACCGAGUGGGCCAAGCAAGAGAAGACAGAUAAUGACGAGGAAGAAGAAAAGGGCCAACAGCAAGACUCGUUGUUGUCCCUUCAGAGGAAGCCAAAUGACAGUUCUUCGCCAGCAACGAACGGGGAGAUGUCUGCAACGCCUGAAGGCAACAAGCGCAACAGUCCCACCACGAAGAAAAAAGGUUCUGCCAAACAACAACAGAGACGCACUCUGAACCGAAAGGCCAAGUCGCUACGAAGUGUCAGUCAUAAAGUCAAUCAGGUCUUAUCCGCAAUGGACAAACAGGAGGAACCACAACCACAACAAGCACAGCAGCAACAACAACAGCAACAAGAAGAAGAGCAACAACCUCAACAACAACCAACGCAGUCUACAACCGGUAGUAGAAAGAACCAGCUACGAAGGCAGGGUAAAUCCCAUUCUGUCAGUGACACCCUUGGCGACGUCGCAGGAACAUCGGUACGGGCCAAAUCCGGCACUGAAAUUAGUGGGAGCAGCAAGAAGCAACCUAGGACUCCACGAGGUGGAAAAAAGAGGACGUCGGCUCCACCCAAGACAGCUCUGGCUCAGCUUUGUGCGGGGAUAUCCAUUCUGGCAGACAGCGAGGAGUCUUCUGCUGUAAUUGAUGUCGAUGAAGCCAUGAAACGGUUUUCGCCGGAACCCCCCAAGACGAGAAAGAGUCGCAUGUCGAAUACCGGCACGAAUAAGAACAUGUCACAGUCCAUGAGAGACUUUAGUAGCAAAGAAAGCAGCACGGGUUCGCCAACAACAACAGAAGGGUCCAAGAAAAAGCGCAUGUCCCGGAAAAACAAGUCUAUGUCACUGCGCCAAUUGGACUAUUCCGAAGCAGCUUCUUCGUCGACAAUUCCUAGUAGGAGACAUACCGUUACUAGUGGCAGCAAACAACAAGCCAAGAGGGCUUCGACCAGGAGACAAUCACCCAAACGAAUAGCUUCAGUGGACGCCAUGUCGUCAUCAGAGAGAACUAUUUCCAGCAGGAGAAAAUCUCCCAAACGCUUUUCUUCUGCCGACAUUAUGGUGUCAGCGUCGGAGAGGGGAUCUUCCACCAGGAGGCAAUCUCCGAAACGAUUCUCGUCCAUCUCGGAUGCCCUCGUAUCCGAUUCGAACAGAUUGAAUAAUUCCUUGACCCGGGAAUUCACCGUUUCGGAUCACAAUGCUACAGCGACAAUGUCCGUUUCGGAAGGAGGAAAACGUCUACGUUUGAAGGUCAAAUACUCUUCGGCAAAGAACGUGGGAAACAACAACAACGUCGGGGAGACGAAAGAAAACGACAAAAAGACCAAGAAAAGUAGAGCAUCCAUGUCCGUGUCCGAAGGAGGCGCCAGUCGCCACCGGUUGAACCGAAAACAUUCGUCGGAACGCAACCUGGUAAGCAAGACCAAUUCCGAUGGUUCGCGGGCAUCCUCCAAGUCGGGUAGUCGUAGUCGAAAGAGUCGAGUGGGGUCCAUGAUGAUGUCGGUUUCGGAAACUGGAACCUCGCGUACGCGAUUUUCUGCUGAUGACAACCAGCAGGCCACCACCGACAGCCAACCAGUAAAAGUCCGAAAGAGUCGACCUUCCAAAAAGAUGGAGGAUGUACCCGGAUUGCACCCCAUUCAGGAAACACCAGCUGCCCAGCCCGAUACUUCGGUCAGUCCCACUGCUAUUGAGGCUCCUGCCAAAGUAGUGCCUCGUAGGGCGCGGGUGUUACGCCACAAAUCCAAGUCAAUGAGGGACCUAUCGACAACAAUGGAUUCAUCGUCAUCAGAGGCGGCAUCGUCAGUCAGUGAAACUCCCACACUGGGUGUGAAGAGGUCGUCAUCAUUCACCGAUCUCUCCACUUUGAAACAAGAACCUGAGACGCAGUUGUCCACAACGGCUAGUAGCAAGGAUUCAUUCCACAGUCUCUCUCUAGUGGAGGCCCUGGAGUCAUCGUCGACGGCGGCUUCAGUGGCCGAGUGGUCAUCUGCUCAAUCUAUCUCAGAAGGGUUUUCUCAUACUUCGACUCGGCGAGAGAAGGGCAGGGCUCUCCGAACGACGAAAUCUGCACCAGGCGCAGCGGUGGGCGACUCGACACAGGCUCCUGCCAAAGUUGCACCUCGCAGGGCUCGAGUGCUUCGACACAAAUCCAAGUCCAUGCGUGACUUGUCAACAACAAUCAAUCCAUCACCGGAGGCUGCCGCAGACAGUGGAGCAAGGCCAUCAGGCAUGAAAAAGUCAUCGUCUUUCACUGACCUCUUCAGUGUCAAACAGGAACCAGAGACAACAUCGAAACGCCGUGGCAGACCGUUUAAACAUAUGUCACUAGGGGAAGCAUUGACGUCAUCGAAACCAUCUUCUGCUGCCGCACGGUCAAGUGCCCAAACUGUCUCAGAGGGAUUCACCACGACUAGGCGGAGAGAACGAGACAGAGUCCGUGGAUCGAAGGGAUUACCAAGGAAACGCAACAGUGCGGGAAGCUUAUCUGUCAGCGACUUUCGAGUCUCAAGGACAUCUUCUCCGUUCUCGCAAACACGGCUUAGCAAAAAGGGGCAUACUUCUGUGAACGAAUUUGAAAGCAAGGACACAAGCUCAAGUAACAGCAACAACGAUAACAACAAGGGAAUUGCACCUUUGGAGACUCCACGUACCAGAAAAAAGCGCCUAUCGCAGGCUACCAUGUCACUGCCUUCUCUCCAGAACUUCUUAGGUGCAUCUGCGCCGCUGACUGAAGACAAGCCAGAAACAGCGACCCCUUCGAGCCAAACAAAGUUAGGGCCCAGCUUGGGAGAUAAGCUGUCGAAAGUCAAAGAUCCUUUCAGCCCUGUAGACGGCGACGACAGAACAUGCGCCGGUAUGAGUAUCUCUACGGAAGUCUCUCGCCUUACUACGGGAAGCCGUCGACGACGCCACUCGGCUGGAUAUGGCUCGGUUUUGCAAACCGUGCAGGCUGUGCAGCAUCUUGACACAGCCAAACUUCCUGUGAUUGCAACGAGUCAAUUCCAGCGAGCACAGACAGAUCUGAUGUCGACUGAAAAGAAAGCGGUUUGGGUGCAACGAAGGCUGCGUGCACUGGGCGCGGACGAAGUCGAACAAAGUGACAGUGAGGAGGGGGUCGCGACCUCUCGCCCUACACAAUCUACAUGA